Molecule: messenger RNA, 1343 nt
Organism: Paramecium octaurelia
Lineage: Eukaryota; Ciliophora; Oligohymenophorea; Peniculida; Parameciidae
Source: the annotation of a GenBank genome assembly
AUGUCUAACUACAGAUAUCCCAAUAAAUUGAUUCAAAAAUCAUCCGAAAUUCAAUGGGUUGAUAAGAUUGUUUGUAAAAAUUAUCGAAUCCUCAAUCCCAUCAAUUCUGGUUCAAUUAUUGUUUUAACUUAUAGGAACCUUUGGUCAUCUUUACUUAGCUAUACAUUAGCUUAAAUUGGAAUAUUAUGCCGUUAAAAUAUUGCAAACAGGAAAAAAUCCAAUUCUUGCUUAAUCAGUAAGACACGAAGCCGAAGUGCUCUAUAAAUUGAAUGGGAAUGUAGGAUUUCCUAGAUUAUAUUACUUUAUCUAAGAUGGCACUAAUAGUUUUAUAGUUCAAACAUUAUUGGGCUAAAAUUUAUACUAACUGCUAAUGCAGACUCCAAAUAAGGUAUUUUCACUUAAGACUGUUUUGAUGUUUCUAGACUAAGCAAUAAAUCGUUUAGAGUUUUUGCAUAAGAAUGAUUAUAUUCAUAGAGACAUUAAACCAGAAAACUUUAUGACUGGUUUGAAAGAGAAUGAAAUAUACUUAAUAGAUUUUGGAUUCGCUUAAUUAUACAAAGAUUAAGGAUAACAUAUAGAGAAACAGAAAAACGAAAAUAUGAUUGGAACCCCAAGGUAUUUCAUUGGUUAACUUAGUCAAGUCUAGAUUUUGCCCAAUUUGCACUCAUUUAAAUCAAUCAUAAAACAGAGCCAGUGAUUUAGAGAGUUUGGGUUAUUUGGCAGUCUACUUUCUCAAAGGAUUAUUACCUUGGAUGAACAUUUAAGCAGAGACUAAAGAAGACAAAAUUAGACUAAUAGGAUAAAAGAAGAUGAGUACAUCAAUUGAAGAAUUAUGGUAUUCAUAAUUAUAAAAAUUAGUUAUGGAUUACCAAAACAAUUUGAAGAGUAUUUUAAAUACAUUUAAAAUAUCCCUUUCAAUGGAGAUCCCAAUUAUGAUUACAUUCAAUAAUUAUUUAAGAAGUUAUAUCAAUAAAUGGGUUAUCCAUUUGAUUAGUAAUUUGAUUGGAGUUCUAAAUUGGAGGUCAGAAAUUCUGAUGACAAUUUUGAAACUUCAAAAUAAUAACUCUUUUUGGAAGUCGGUAGGAAAUCUUUUACUGCAGAUGUAAAUAUUGAAGAAUUACCAUCUUAAAUAUAAAAAAAGUAUCUUAUAAAACUAUAUUAGAAAUAUAGAGAGAAUACAUGGAUUCAAAAUUUAAGAGGAUUUAUUUCUUAUUACAGAUCUAUAAUAAGAAGAAAUUCAAGAGUUUGAACCAGGAUUAACAUUAUUUGAAAGAAUGCAAUAAAUUAAUACACAGUAGUUAAAGAAACAAAAAAAUGAAUUAAAAUUUUAUUAAAUUCUAUGA